This is a messenger RNA of Mercenaria mercenaria, 1113 nucleotides long. RefSeq lists its product as uncharacterized. The transcript has 2 exons. NCBI's taxonomy places the organism in Eukaryota, Metazoa, Mollusca, Bivalvia, Venerida, Veneridae. The coding region runs from base 685 to 1113 and encodes 142 amino acids. The record is from RefSeq and is a predicted model, not a curated record.
CUGGUAAACCCACAGUGAAAAUUAUCAAAAUAUAAUUUUCACUGUGCCGGACUACUUUCUUCCCCCACUUGGACACCUCUCUAUGUACAUGUAUGUACAUGAGGUGACAGGUUGGUUGUAGUAGCUUCCCUUUGUUUACAUGUUUGUAACAACAACAACAACACCUGUCAAAUCUGACGUCUGCUUUAGUAUACAAUCAAGAUGUCUGUAGAAGAACUGGAUCCAGAGGUCUUGAAUGACAUUUUCACAAAUUUCUUUGACCAGGAGGAAUAUGGAGACUUUCAGGUUGCAGACAGGAACUUUAGACAAGUAGAUGCUGACCAGUUUCUUAAAGAAAUUGAAAAUAAAAAUACCCAAAAGAAGACAGAGAGUGACAUGAAGUUAUUCUUCUCUUUUCUGAUGUCAAAAAAAUGAAAUGAGAAAACCAGAAUACAUUCCCCAUAUCAGCUUAAUUCAUUACUGUGUGAAUUUAUCUUGGGUGUUACCAAGAAAGAUGGCAGGGAAUAUGAGCCUACAACUUUGCGGGGCAUUAUAAGUUCUAUUGACAGAUAUCUAAAAGCAAGUGACAGCAAUGUUGCCAUAUUCAAGGACAGAGAAUUUUCCAAAACAAGAGCUGUCCUUUCAAGAAAACAGCAACAGCUGAAAGGCCAGGGACUUGGCAAUAAGCCGAGAGCUGCAGAAACCAUGACAGAGUCUAUCAUUGACCAGAUGCAUGAAGCCAGGACACUAGGUGACUACACUCCAAGGUCUUUGUUACACUCCAUGUGGUUUGUAUGCACAAACCAUUUUGGAAUGCGGACAGGCAAAGAAUGCCGUGAUCUCUUCUUGGGAGAUAUUCAUCUUAGAAUGGACGAAACUUCUGGUGAGGAGUAUCUUAUAUAUGACCAAGAGAGACAAACCAAAACCAGAUCUGGUUCAAAUCCUCGGGACAUUAGAGGUACAAAACCCAAAGCCUAUGCCACUGCUGACGCCCAGAGAGAUCCUAUACAUCUGUACAAGCUGUACAGCCAGAAACGACCGGACAAAAUGUGCAAACCUGACAGCCCAUUCUUCCUUACACCAAGUGAUAAACCACAGAGAUGCUGGUUAAAAAAAAAAACCCACUUGGAAUAA